This is a messenger RNA of Macadamia integrifolia, 1666 nucleotides long. Its product is annotated as dof zinc finger protein DOF5.6. Gene Ontology annotation, molecular function: DNA binding; DNA-binding transcription factor activity. The coding region runs from base 407 to 1381 and encodes 324 amino acids. Gene Ontology annotation, biological process: regulation of DNA-templated transcription. Lineage: Eukaryota; Viridiplantae; Streptophyta; Magnoliopsida; Proteales; Proteaceae. The record is from RefSeq and is a predicted model, not a curated record. The transcript is spliced from 2 exons.
CUCAACAGGGUCAGACUCAAUCUUACUGUCCCUCACAGACAAAACUGGGGACCCAUUUGGGAAGAGAAGAGCCACCGACGAACCAAAUACCACUGUAGCAUAGACUUGUCACUUGUGAGAGAGAGAGAGAGAGAGAGAGAGAGAGAGAGGACUACCUUUUUCUUCCUUCUUAUUCACAGCUCCUCUGCUAUCAUACAAACCAAUCAAUUCCUCUCAAUUCCCACCCACUAUCUUCCACCUUCAUCCUCUCUCUCUCUUCACUUCUUCCUUUCUUUCUCUUCUACUCUUGGCCUUCUCCUGAUAACAUUAAACCUUUGUUGGCUCCAGAAAAUCAUGUGAAGUACCUUUGAAGAGACUAAUUAAAGGGUCUGAUCAGUAGUGUAGCUGAUUUCGCCUUCUCUGUUGAAUGGGCAUUACUUCUCUCCAAGUUUGCAUGGACACCUCUGAGUGGUUACAGGCCCAGGAAGAGGCAGGGAUGGAUUCAUCUUCAUCACCUUCUGGUGACAUAAUUGCAUGCUCAAGGCCUAUGCUGGAGAGGAGACUAAGGCCCCAACAAGACCAAGCUCUCAAGUGUCCUCGCUGUGACUCUACACACACCAAGUUCUGUUACUACAACAACUAUAGCCUUUCCCAACCCAGAUACUUCUGCAAGACCUGUAGAAGGUAUUGGACAAAAGGUGGCUCCCUACGCAACAUCCCUGUAGGUGGUGGCUGUAGAAAGAACAAGAAGGUGUCUGUCAAUAAGAAAUCAACUGAAAAUAAUCAACCACACAACCACCACCCUACCACCCCCUCAUCAUCAUCAUCCUCACAUGAUGCCACAGAUCUGCAACUGUCAUUUCCAGAGUUGCAGCUUUCGCAGUUCACCAACCUUUGGGGUCACCCAGCAGGGAAUCUUGGGAACCCUCUUUUCAUGGAUAGCAAAUAUAAUGCUCUACUAGAAAACCCUCCUAAGCCUGCCCUUGAUUUCAUGGAAAGCAAGUUUGAUGCCAUACUUGGGAACCCUAGAAACCAUGAUUUCAUGGGAAGCAGUGAGUUGGGUCUCUUGGGUGGCCUUGGGGAGGUGGGUCAUCAUGCGUUCACUUCUUCUAAUCUCCAUGGUCUGUGUUCUCCGUAUGAGAAUGGGAUUUGUCUAGAUGGGAAUAAUGCCAAUGCAGUAGACAGUUGCCAAAGGCUAAUGCUACCAUAUGAAGGAAGUCAUCAUCAUGAGGAUCCAAAUGCAGUAGAGAUGAAGCCAAACAAACAGCUCUUGUCAUUGGAUUGGCAGGAUCAGGGUUGUUCUGAGGUUGGAAAAGAUUCCUUUGGGUAUUUGAACAAUCUUGGUUCAUGGACUGGUAUAAUGAAUGGCUAUGGAUCUUCUGCAGCAAACCCAUUAGUUUAAACUAAUCCAUUUUCUUCUUAAUCUAUUUCCUUGAAGCAUGACUGCAAGAAAGACUGGCUGUGGAAGGAAAUGGGUCAUUCAAUCCAUGUUUCUCUCUUUUUUUUUUUUUUUGGUUGGGGGGUUGUUGAGUUCUAUCAUUUGAUCAUGAGUUGUGUCUUUCAUAAGACAUUCUAAGUUCUAGGGUUUUGUUGUAAUACGGAGGAAGAUAUAAUAUAGCUUUUGAGAAGAAUGAUGUGUGUUUUGAGGUAGGAAAAUUCUCUUUGAAUGUUGUUUCGUUUCAUGUGA